Annulohypoxylon truncatum is the source of this 1373-nucleotide messenger RNA. RefSeq lists its product as uncharacterized. The transcript is spliced from 2 exons. The coding region runs from base 181 to 1113 and encodes 310 amino acids. NCBI's taxonomy places the organism in Eukaryota, Fungi, Ascomycota, Sordariomycetes, Xylariales, Hypoxylaceae. The record is from RefSeq and is a predicted model, not a curated record.
UGAUCGCCGCUAUUCGAGUCCUCCGCUCGCGGUGAAGUUGAACAGCUACGAGACGGACAGGUUCCAUACGUUCCUUAUACAUACGACAUAUCCCUCGACCGCCGGCCGGCUAAUUCACGUUCACAAGAUAAAUAUUAUUCGAAUAUAUAAUCUACGAUAGAGUGAAGAACUAUCGUCAAAAUGGUUUGCAAAGGUGUUGCUCUAGCGUCGUUGGCGUUUGCCUCAUCGGCACUUGCUAGCGGUGUGCACUAUGCAAUGGGUGGCAUGAUGGCUCCGAGGGCGACAGUGUUGGAGACGAGGUUCGAAGACGAGGUAGACGAUUCUUUACGGAGACGGCAAACGACGGCAGCGGACAUGAAUCUGACACAAUGGAACACGGAUACUUCAGCAGCUUGCGAGUCGGCGCUUUCCUCACUCAAUGCGGCCACCAACCCCUCGGGAACAGCAGUCUGCUACAAUCUUUUCAGUCUCGACACCAAUGCCGGCACGUUCAUGGCCGAUCUGCGCCUCUUCCAAGUAUCAACGCCUUCCGGCGACUUCCAGAGCAUCCCUCCUCAGGAGAUCUCGGUUGGGCUUCAGUACAGCGGAGCUUCCGUCUCGCCAGUCAAUUCGACCAACCAGACGGCAUCAACUGUGGGUAAACGACAAAGUUCGGGACCUACAGCUCUGCAGACCUACAUGUUUAUAGGCCAAAUAGACAAAUCCCAAAUGACCGAACCCAUGACGAUGGGAGUGUUAGAAGCCUUGGUGAUGCCCACCGUCACACUGACUGGCAAGAGUCCGACGGGUCAGCAAGUCAGCACAAAUGUCUCUUCCAACGAGGCCGCUUUCGUCAAUGGUGUCUUCGCGAACACGGUCGUCAUGUCGGAUGUUUCACUCGCCUCAUUAGCCGUUGACGACGAGGUCGCGGGACUGCAUAACGGCACCGUCGCUUUUGUCCUGCCUGGAGUCAACAUCUUAAUUUUCCCAGUCGGUCUGAUUCUCACCAGCAUCUGGCUGGUAGUUGGUGUUGCGUUCUACGCAUUCGGCACGUACGAACGAUACAACUACCGAGACAUGUACAGGAGCAGGAAGGCGAGAGACGGCAAGCCCGGUUACGCAGGAAGAAUAUAAUCGGCGACUACUUUAGUAAGAUGUGACUUCAAUUACAUGGCGUUCAAUAGAUACCGUCGAGCGGUGCGGAUUUAAUGGUUCAACGACGGGACUAGAGAUGAUUCGGGCAACGUGCUUUAGACUUCCAACCCCCUUAAGCUUGCCGACUAUUAUUUGUUUGAUACUUCUGUCUAUUUUAUUAUGGGGUAAUUGACCCCUGGGAAAUUAUAUAUAUAACGGUUAUAAAAUAAAUAAAGUAUAUCAAAGUUCACUUCCAUCGG